Messenger RNA from Styela clava, 2572 nucleotides. RefSeq names its product ranBP-type and C3HC4-type zinc finger-containing protein 1-like. The record is from RefSeq and is a predicted model, not a curated record. Gene Ontology annotation, biological process: protein linear polyubiquitination; proteasome-mediated ubiquitin-dependent protein catabolic process. Gene Ontology annotation, molecular function: ubiquitin-protein transferase activity; ubiquitin binding. Gene Ontology annotation, cellular component: LUBAC complex. NCBI's taxonomy places the organism in Eukaryota, Metazoa, Chordata, Ascidiacea, Stolidobranchia, Styelidae.
UAUUCAUUUUAUAACUAUUUAGAAAUCAAACAUGAGUGAUGAUUCAGAUAAAUACGUAGACAAAGCACAAGUUGCGUUUGUAAAAGAUCCGGGAAUACUGAAAAAAUUUUGCAGAGAUCAUCCAGAAGAUGUUGAUGAUGUCAUCAAUUACAUUGGAAAUAUUUUGAACAAAACGAAACAAGCAGAACAAUUUAUUGUUGCAGAACUUCACAUUGAGGAACGGUCUAGAUCUCGUGAUCCUGCAGAAUUUCGCUGUUGUCCCAAAUGGACGGUACUUACUGCCAAGUUUAAAAUUGUUGAAGAAUACCCCAAUUAUGCUCUUAACAAUUUGUAUGUCUUGUAUAAAAGAACCAUUGCUAAGGAUUGGAUGCAUUUGAAAGAUUGUGGUGUGGAACAAAAUGACGAUGUAUUAUAUGUUUAUGUGUUUUAUCCUCAGCCAAGGAUGUUUCCUCUCACGACAAAGCCCAAAGAUUUAAAGCGUACUGAUCCAUUUUUAAUUCAACAACCACCUGGCGGGUUUCAAGAUAUAAAUAGGGUUGCAACAAAUUUUCAAAACACCCCAUCUUUGACUGGGAAUUUUGAUUUGCCAGAUAAUGAUAUCGUACUUCCGCCACUACCCAAUGGUGGUUUGGGUGCAAAGUUAUGGACUUGUAAAUUUUGUACAUUUUUAAAUGAAGAUUGGAGACCUGGAUGCGUUAUGUGUAGUUCUCCAAGGCCGGGAGAGGAGCUGAAGGACGAAGACAUACAAAUGAUUCCUGAUCCUAUCCCAACAAGUUUUGAGGAGAUAUCAGCGAAACCUGAGACAGAUAGCCCAGGAUGGAAAUGUGUUGAGUGUACAUAUCUCAAUGAGCCCACCAGACCUGGAUGUGAAAUUUGCUCCAAACCUAGGCCUGCUGAUUAUCAAGUUCCACAUGAUUAUGUGCCAUCUAAAAAAGAAGCUGAAAGAAUUGAAAAAGAGAAAGAAGAAGAGAAGGCAGCAGCUGAACAACGAUCUUUAGAAAGAAGGGAAAAUUAUAAUCGUCAUCUUUCAGUAUCAGAACAAAGUAUUAUUCAAAGUAUGGAACCUGUAGAAUGUUUGAUUUGUUUUGAGGAGACAAAUCCAGAGGAUACAAUAGUGCUUCGUGAAUGCCUUCAUCGCUUUUGUAAAGAUUGCAUUGCAGAACAUGUCAAAAAUAGCGAUGAAGCUAUUGUGACUUGUCCUUACAUGGAUGAUAAUUAUAAUUGCAACAGUGUAAUCACUCACAGAGAAAUAAAAGCUCUGUUGCACAACGAAGAUUUUCAAAAAUAUUUGAAUCGUGGCCUGAUGCAAGCAGAAAAAGAAUCACCCAAUAGUUUUCAUUGCAAAACACCUGAUUGCAAGAGCUGGUGUCUUUAUGAAGACCAAGUAAAUAAUUUUUAUUGUAAUGUUUGUCAAAAGACUAACUGUCUAACUUGUAAGGCCAUUCAUGAAGGAAAAAACUGCAAGGAAUAUCAAGAUGAAUUAACAAGAAAGGCAGCAACAGAUGAAGAAGCAAAGAAAACUAAAAUAUUAUUCGAUAAAAUGGUCAAAGAUGGUGACGCAAUGCAUUGUCCACAGUGCAAUAUCAUCAUACAGAAGAAAAUCGGAUGUGAUUGGCUAAGAUGUCCAAUGUGCAGAAUUGAAAUAUGCUGGGUAACGAAAGGGCCAAGAUGGGGACCUAAUGGAAGAGGCGACACGAGUGGCGGAUGUAGAUGCCGAGUUGGAGGCAAAAGCUGUCACAAGGACUGUAAUAAUUGUCACUGAAUUAUUCACACUUUUUGAAAUGUAUAAGUUUGUGGCUACUUUGAUUUCAUUUACCAUAGUUGUAGAAAAGUGAUUAUUACCCAAUGCUUUUUUAGUAUCUGUCAUGUUUGAAGUGUCACAUUAUUCUACAAAUGUCAUUACAGUGCAUGCUCACUUUCUGACAUCUUAUUAUAUCAUUUUGUUUAAAUUUCCAUUACUUGGAUAAUACCAAACUUGGAAAUUGUUUUGUGAAAAAAUUGUUCUGCUCUGGCUAAAUGUUGAAAAGCAAUAUAAGUGAAGAUUGUAUCGACAAUAGAUAUGCAUAUUGGUACUCAUGAUGUUGUACAUACUCGUUGUAUUAUAGGACUACUUAUUAUUGUAUUAAGCAACAUUUUAUAUUGUAAUAUGUGCUUAUUGUAAUCACUUGAACCUCCUUUUAUUAUGUACCAGAGAAUCCGCUCAGGUGGAUUCGAUCAUUUUUAGAAAGAUGUUUAGUUAUCAGCUCAAGUGUUACUGGCCACCCCAAGUAUAUUAAUAAUAAUACAAUAGAAUUUUUAGAAACAAAAUCCUACAAGAGUGAUAUUAAAUGAAAAUAUCGAACUCGUCUUGCCUAAGCACGUUCACUUGGGCUGCUUCAAGAUUGUGUUAACCUUGUUCUAUUGUAAUUAAAUGGCCAGAAACUAUCAUUUAUUUGUAAAAACGCGUUCCAGUGUAGCGUAGUGAAUGCAGCAUGUAAAUAUGAAUUUUAUUGUUAUUUCACUGCUUUGUAUUAUCAGCUUGUUGAAUUCUAUGACAAUAAGUAAUCAGGACUGUUUCAUCAAAUGGUGAAUU